Priceomyces carsonii is the source of this 1122-nucleotide messenger RNA. It is a transcript of the gene RAV2, whose product is annotated as Rav2p. NCBI's taxonomy places the organism in Eukaryota, Fungi, Ascomycota, Pichiomycetes, Serinales, Debaryomycetaceae. The transcript has a single exon. Bases 1 to 1122 code for a protein of 373 amino acids. The record is from RefSeq and is a predicted model, not a curated record. Gene Ontology annotation, cellular component: RAVE complex.
AUGAUGUCAAGUGUGAACCAUCAUCCGAUAAAUAUAUCGCAGUUCUUUGAUACAGUUAAUAAAAUUCAAAUCACAGCCGCUGAUCGAGAGUUACACUGGUUCGUGAAGGACGUUAUUUUAUCCGAAUUUCCACAAAUAGUGGAAGCUCUCGAAAUAUGUUCAAAUCUUGUAUUAUAUAACUCACCGCAGCAUCCUGAUCCCGAAAAUAGAGUCGAAAGAGGUCCUCCUGUAAAACUACCGGUUUCCUCACCCAAACUGGAGACUCUCAAGGGUAUAAUUGUCAGAGACGGCGCCUAUGUUACUCAGUUGUCAGUUUCUUUAAAGGAGCCGCAUUUUAACAAGGUUCUUCAUAAACUUCAAUUAAAGAAACCCCUACUUCUCGAUCAAAUCAUUACAACAAAAAAAAGCAUUGAUCGUGCUAUGGAACUAAUUAAAGAGGCUCAGAAAACCUUAAAUUGUACUGAAGAGGACCAUAAUGCUUUGGUUACAACUUUUAAAACUCUAAUGGGGGAAAUAAAGACGGCAAAGAAUUCGUUACAGUUACCAACCGAUCCUGCUCUUGUAUUUCCAAUCAACGUCACGCCAAGUGAUGCAUUUGAACCCGAACUUACUCCAAAUAUAUCCUUUGAUCUAUAUAUAAGUCAGGCAGAGGUAUGCAUAGACUUAAAAAACUUGCAUAGGAUUCAAGAUAAACCUUGGUCCAAUAUUGACGAAAAUGGUAAAUCGUACAUUGAUAAGCUUAGGGACGAAAUGAAAUUACCAAGUACUCAUUCAACGACUACCCCGGCCUCAACACCCAUAGCUCCUUCGCAACCUCUCAAUAUGGCUGAUAUUGAAGAUCGGCUUAAUCAAAUUAGCACAAUUCCUCCUGGUCAAAGGUCUACGGAUAGAAGUAAGCUAUUUUCUGAUAUUAUUAGUCAUUUGCUGCUUAAGCCUAAAUAUGACCCAAUUGAUUUCAUUACAAAGUGUAUCACAUACAAUAACAUGGUUGUUACUAUAAACAAAAAGAUAGAGGUAAGUUCUCCAGAUCCAAUCUUGGUUAGCGCUUUCACAAAACUUGACAGUAUAGAGUACUUAGUAAGUUCAUUUUUAGAAAACCUUCAAAAAGUGAUGGAUGAUUAA